Molecule: messenger RNA, 4998 nt
Organism: Ictalurus furcatus (blue catfish)
Lineage: Eukaryota; Metazoa; Chordata; Actinopteri; Siluriformes; Ictaluridae
Gene: ak9
Product: adenylate kinase 9
Exons: 30
Coding region: 331-4923 (1530 amino acids)
Biological process (GO): nucleobase-containing compound metabolic process
Cellular component (GO): mitochondrion; cytoplasm
Molecular function (GO): ATP binding; AMP kinase activity
Source: RefSeq, a predicted model, not a curated record
AAGCCACUUACAAAUGAUGAAAUACGAGCAACGUGGAGAACGAUACGAGUAGUGCUACUGUACAAGAUCUUUUAACUGAGUUCUAGAGAAGCAAAGUGUGCAGAGUAGAGGUUUUUUUUUUAAAGAUAACGUGGGGUUGGUGUUUUUAUGGGUUAGUUAGAUGUUCACGGAAGAGCUGGGUCUUUAGCUGUUUUUUGAAGAUAGUGACGUCCUGCGGUCCGGAUUGAGAUCAGAAGUUCAUUCCACCGCUGAGGGAAAUGUGGUCUGUGAAGGUCAAGAGUCACCCCAAGGUUCCUGGCUGUCCUGGUUGGCUUAGAUAAAGCAAUAUGCAUGAAUAAAGAAAUGGAUAACGACACGAUCAGUCACUCGGUGAGGCAAAAAGAGUAUUACCCAGAGGAGGCCCAUCGCAGGAUUCUCCUUUAUAAAGACACCAUGCUCGUGCCUUUGGAGGACUUCAUGGCAGCUCACGACCCCCAGUAUUUACUUGAGCUUGAUGGAAACAAGGAUCCAGAAGAGAUUAUUGGGUGUCUUAUAAGUCGUCUAGACUUCAUGGCUGUGAGGAGAGCAGCUGCACCUAUGCGCUUGCUAAACACGGAUGAGGAGGAACCGCCUGACGAGAUGGACACGGAAGAGCUGUUGAACAUGCUGUCCUCCACGAAGACCAUAGCACCAGCUUUCCCUUGGCGAAGGAGUCGCUGGGGCUGCACGUGCCCGGUUGCCCUCAAAGACGGCAAAAUGAUCAAAGGCAAACCUGAAUUUUCCGUCAGCUUCCUGAAUAAAAUCUACGUCCUGUCCUCUCAAGAGGCUCUGCAGAUGUUCAUGUUGCAGCCGAGACGGUACCUGCUCCCACCCAUGCCACGCCCACCCUGCAAAGUGUCUGUGAUCGGGCCGCCACGGUCGGGAAAGAGCACUCUGAGCGCGCUCUUGGCUGAGCAUUAUGGCGCGGUCGUGAUAGACAUGAAGAAGCUGACGGAGGUGGUCAUGGAUAAAAUCAGGCAAGAAAAGCUGGAGAAGGCGCAUCAGGACACGACGGAAAAUGUCAAGGCCUUGACACAGAAGGACGAGUCUGAAACGGAGGUGACGGAGGAUCGCCCGGACGUUCUAGUGGAAGACGCCGUGAAAGAAGCAGAAAAGAAGUCGGUGGAACAAACAGAUGAUAUGUGUGCAAACGCCCUGGACGAAUGGAUCAGACAGAUUCAGGCAGAAGAUGCAGAUGCUGAGUUUAAAAGGGGAUGGGUGCUGGACAACUAUCCCACCACCAGCGCUCAGCUGGCAGCCAUACAGAAACUGCAUCCUGACCUCAUGCCUGAUGUGAUGUUCUGUCUCAGAGACAGUGAGGGAGAAGGAAGGACCGUUCUGAGAAGGCUUUAUGAAGAGAACAAGGAGGAGGUGGAUGCGGUUGUACUAGCUGAACUACAGGAGGAGCGGAGGAAGAACCCAGCAGCAAGCCAAAACACUCAGCCGCGGAUGGCGGACUCCGAAAACGACACCCUGACAGGCAGUGCUCUUUCCACACUGGAGGUGGUUCCUGAGGAGUCUGAUGUUACUGAGGUGACGUUGCCUAGUACAUGGGAACACGGCUAUCCUCCUGGCCCAGCGAUGCAAAUGUACAAGCUGCAGCUACAGAAGUUUACGGAGGACUGGAAUAGCAUGGAGUCCUCCAUCACUUGCAGCUAUGUUCUACUGGAGAUCGCCAACCAAACCCCUGAGAUUCUACUCCAGGAGAUGGUUGACCAAGUAGAACGACCGUUUAAGUACAAGGCCCAAGAGAUGUCCAGCAUGGAUCUGGAUAAAGAGGAGGACGAGGAUGUGCUGGAGGACGAGGAUGAAGCAGAGGAAAGCAGCAUUAAAAGGUGGCUUGGGGAUACUAAGAAGUACUGCCCGGUCGUGCUCCGGGAGAAGGGCACGUUGGUGCCCUGUGCGAAUGAUAUCGCUGCAAAAUACAGAGAGAAGGUCUACUACUUUUCUAGCAGCAACGCAUGGGAGAACUUCAUGCAGACACCAGAGCUCUAUGCUCCAACUACUCGACUACUUCAACCUCCUGCCCUGCGUAUCUUCCUGCUGGGAGUGCGUGGCUCAGGAAAAACCACCCACGGCCACUGGCUGGCGCAGCAGCUGGGUCUCUUUCAUGUCCAGUUCCGGGAACGCCUGCAAGAGCUGAUUCUGGCCAAGACUCGGACACGCGUGCCCUACGCUGACGAGGCAGAGCCGCCCGAAGAGCCACCCAGUGAUCUGCAGAGUCUGCUGCAGGCCAAUACCCGGCCCACAGCUUCUCCCGUCGAGCUGAGCCGAAACGAAACCCUCACCAAUAAUAAAGACCACGCUGAGGGUUCGUCAAUCAUUAUGGCCAAACAGUUCAGAUUUUGUUUUGAGAAGAGAACACUCCUCCAGAAGGAGACUCCUGCACUGACAGAUGAAGAGGAAGCUAUAAAGUCGUAUCUAUCUGAUGGACAGCCAUUAACGCACCAAAUCCUAGAGAAGGUUCUGCUGCAGUUCUGGCAUCAAGAGCCAUACAAAUCAACAGGCUUUAUUCUCGAGGGUUUUCCUCAGCAUUCAGAAGAGGUGUCCUUUCUAGUGGAGCGCCACUUAUACCCAGAUACCGCCUUAGUUAUGUCUGUGGAGGUGUCGGAAGUGGUGAAGCGUCUGCUGCCCCCAUGGCUUGACAGAUGGAGGGAGAGAUGCACACGAAGGAGAGGGCAGAUGCAGCUACUUAAAGAGCUACGCAGCAAAAUUAGGGAGGAGGCCAUUGCUCGAAGAAGAGCCGAACUUGUGUCCGAAUAUGCACCCCAAACACCCAGAGAAAAGGAUGACGAGGAAGAUGAGGUGCAGGAAGAUGAAGAUCAGCUGAACUGGGAGCAAGAGCUGGAAUACAAGCUGCUGGAGGAGUUUCCCGAGGAGGAGCAAGAGGACGAAGAGGAAGAAGAGUCCGAGGCCAGCGCAGAGUAUCGGAUAGGAACAGAGAUCAGUGAGAGGUUUGACCGGGAUGACGGCAACCUCAACAUGAUUAUGGAGCUUCUGGCUGAACACCGGAUUCCUCACCUGGCGGUCAGUGCCGGCCGGAAGCCUCACAUUGUGCGCGCCAAGCUACUGAAGCAGGUCAAGCCUCUGGUGGAGAACAGGGAAGCUCUAUUUCAAACGUGUUAUCCCAUCAACUAUACCACUGCUCAGAAACUCCUGCGCUUCUCCUACAAGUACUACAGUGCCUUCGGCUGUUGGGAUCCCGUCCGGUAUGCAGAGGGAGAUCUGAUCCAGCAUAUGCAGGACCCCAUUAAUACUAGCUUCUUUGUCAUCUUGCACGACUUCAUUUACUUCUUUGCCUCCGAGGAGACACGCAACACUUUCAUGAUCAACCCUAUCAAAUACCACCUUCAGCCCAAGCCCAACCCUUCCCUGCCCAUCAAACUUGCCAUCAUCGGUAGUCCGAAAUCCGGAAAAACCACAGUUGCCUGCAUGUUUGCCCGUGAAUAUGGACUGGCACAUGUAACCAUCGGUGGUGUAAUGCGGACCGUGCUCAGUCUCCAAGACAAGACAGAGCUCGCCACCGAGAUGCUGAAGUACUUGAGCCAGGGCUUGACUGUGCCUGAUGAACUGGCCAUUCAGUGCCUAGAAGUGGUCCUUUUGAACGUAGUCUGCAGCACACGGGGGUACGUGCUGGAUGGAUUUCCCAUGACCAAAAGACAGGCGGACCUGAUGGCAGCUCGUCGCAUUAUUCCUAUUCGAGUGAUCGAGCUGCAGAUAGACAAAGACGAAAUGCUGAGGAGAGGCAUGAAAGAUAUGAUGAAGCCAGACAGGCCGUACCCGAUGCAGGACAGCACUCGGUUCCUGGACGUCCGAAUUUCCUGCUUUAAGCGUGAGGUUGAGGCAGUCAGGAAACACUUCCAUCAGCAGUACCAAAACUGGGUUCCAGUUGAUGCGCACAAAAGCAGUUGGUGGGUAUGGCAUCAGAUUCUGGAUGAAACCCAGAUUAGUAUGCGACACAUCCACACCUACCUGAAGAGAAUUCGUAAAGGCCAGGCUGCCAGCAUAGCGCAUCUGUGUAUUACUCCGUGCGAGCUUCAGUCUCGACUGGGCGAGUUUGGCCAUUAUUGUCCUGUGAGCUUGGCUCUCCAUAAACACUUGGUAGACUGCUCCCUCAACACUUCCCUGGAUUUGGCUGCAGAGUUCAGGAGACGCUACUACAAAAUGGCAUCCAGGAAGUAUCUUGAGAAAUUUCUUGAGGCACCAGAGCAGUUUUUGGCCCCAAUUUGCCCUCAUAAGCUGCCCCUUCCUCAGUUUCUUCCCCGUAAGCUGAGUGCAGGCGAGGUGAGGAGUCGCUUCCCUCAGCAGGUGGAGCUAAAAGGCUACUGUCCAGUCACGUACCUAGAAGGCCAGCAGAGGUAUGAGGCUCUGGUUCGUGGCAAUGUGAACUUUGCAGUGGAAUACCAGGAGAAGAUCUACAUUUUUGAGACAGAGGAGAAACGACACAAGUUUCUAAGAUCACCUGAGACUUACUGGCACCAGAAAGUCCCUCAUAAACUUCCACCACUGGGAGACCCAAUACAACUGACCUCUUUGCCAAAACUGGGUUAUUUGGAACAGGGAGUAGCCAAAGCCAUCAUUAAAGGCAUGACAGAGUUGGGCAACCUCAAGCCAAAGUUCCCGUACCUCAGCAUGAAGAGAUCUGCUAUACACUACCUGGCCUUACAUCUUAAAGGUAAUGCAUAUAACAAAACAUCGAGCUACACUCAGAAGAAGUACAAGAAGAAGCUGGCUCAGUAUGAGGAUGACUGUGAACUCAUCCCCUACUUGAGUUCCACUCUGACCCAGAAGUACAAGCCUCCUCAUGAGCUUCCCAUCGAUUUCAAACAUAAGCUUCGCAGGUUUCUUGCCUUGAAGGACUACGCUGAAACUCCAUCAGGACUGAUGCCGCUUGGAGGGAAUUAAUGUAGAGCUUGUUCCAGUUUAACUUAUUCACCUCAAAAUCUGAAUAAAACCUUUAUUUGUUUGAGCAAUAUAAAA